AAGGUAAAGUAUAAGGGAUGUUGAUGCAGAUCAUGGUGAAACGGUUCCGAUACAGAACUACACCGAACAUCAUACUGAAUACUAUUAAUUUUGCAAUCUUCAUGAAGACACUCGUACAUGAAACCAUCAGUAUAGAUUUCACAAGCUCCACACUGAAGAUUACUAUCUUCAUUAAUAGGUGUCGGCAAUGAAAGAGUGAGUUUAUGGUUGUGCAAUAAAUGUCGCUUCUUCCGAGGAAGAUUAGCACAGGCUUCGUGAAGGAUGAAAUCACAUUCCACGCAUCGGUAGCAUGGAUCACCGUUGAUAGCAAGAAUGCAACACCGACAUCGCAUGUGAGCAUCAUCCGUAACAUAAUUCUCAUCCAAUCUGAGAACAUGCUCUUCAUGACUAAAAUGAACGAUAUCUCCAUUUUCAUUAAUUACCUUGAAUGGAUCUUCGAUUUCUUCUUCUUCUUCGGGAACAUCUUCGAGCUCUAACCCAUCCCACACUUCUUUUCUUGUUGCACAUCUUGAAUGAACGGCAUAACUAGGACAACGAGAGCAUUUAUAACCUCCAUAGACCCAAUUAAUCGUCUUCCGACAAACUCCACACUCCCAAUUAUCUCCUUCUCUUUCACCGAGAUGAAAAGUAUGAGAUAUGCGAUGGUCAUGACGAUUUAUGCUUAUGACUCGCGGUAGAUCCUCAAUACAAUCUUUGUGGACCAUCAGAUUGCAUUCAAGACAUACAUAAGGAUUGCGGUCGUCUUCCACACCACAAGCAUUACAAGUAAAGGUGACUAGCCUUAACAAGAGGGUGAGACUAUGCUUAUGGUGCU
This is a messenger RNA of Arabidopsis lyrata subsp. lyrata, 814 nucleotides long. RefSeq lists its product as uncharacterized. Bases 219 to 476 code for a protein of 85 amino acids. Lineage: Eukaryota; Viridiplantae; Streptophyta; Magnoliopsida; Brassicales; Brassicaceae. The record is from RefSeq and is a predicted model, not a curated record. The transcript has a single exon.